AUGUCUAUGAUCAGCAGAAUUGCCUUAAGAGCUGCCCGUCCCGCUGCCGGUGUGGCCUUCCGUCCAGCUGCCGUUGGUUUGCGUACUUUGUCUACUGCUCCAGCUCCAACUGAACCAAAGGAAAAGGCUUUGUCAAUCAUUGAUGCUUUGCCAGGUAACUCCUACUUGACCAAGACCGGUUUCUUGGCUACUGCUGCUGCUGCCAGUAUCUAUGGUAUUUCCAAUGAAUUAUUAGUGAUCCAUGAUGAAACCAUUUUGGUUCUUACUUUUUCUGCUUUCUCUUUCUUGGCUGCUAAGUUUGUUGCUCCUUUGUACACUGAAUGGGCUGAUGGUGAAAUCAAGAAGGUCAAUGACAUCUUGAACCAAUCUAGACAAAAGCACAUUACUGAAGUCAAGGAUAGAAUUGAAUCAGUUGGCCAAUUAAAGAAUGUUGUUGGUGUUACUGAGCAAUUGUAUGCUAUUUCCAAGGAAACUGCCAAGUUGGAAGCUGAAUCAUUCGAAUUGAAGCAAAAGGUUGCUGUUACUCAAGAAGCUAAGUCUGUUUUGGACCAAUGGGUUAGAUUCGAACAACAACAAAGACAAUUGGAACAAGAACAAUUGUUCAAGAGUGUCAUUGACAAAGUCACCAAGGAAAUCGAAAACCCCAAGUUCCAAGAAAAGGUUUUGGCUGAAGCUGUUGCUGAUGUUGAAAAGAUCUUGGCUAAGAACUAA
This is a messenger RNA of Lizanozyma spartinae, 711 nucleotides long. It is a transcript of the gene ATP4, whose product is annotated as F1F0 ATP synthase subunit 4. The record is from RefSeq and is a predicted model, not a curated record. The transcript is spliced from 2 exons. Gene Ontology annotation, biological process: proton motive force-driven ATP synthesis. Lineage: Eukaryota; Fungi; Ascomycota; Pichiomycetes; Serinales; Debaryomycetaceae. Gene Ontology annotation, molecular function: proton transmembrane transporter activity. The coding region runs from base 1 to 711 and encodes 236 amino acids.